AUGGACAAUGACCGUCGGCCGACUUUUUAUCGUGGAGGCCGUUCCGGAACACCGUUGCUUUUCAAGCCUGGUCUGGAGACGGGCAACGGCACCUGCGACAAGAUGGAUGCGAAGCGCUCCUCGGCCUCCCGCUCCCGCUCCCGCCUUGGCCCGUCGCCGCCGACCUCGCGACUCACCACCCCCGACGCCGAGCUGGAAGCGGGCUGUUUCCAUCCCCCCAUGACCGCCCAGCACCCGGCCGCCUUCAGCCGCUCCUCCCUGCUGCAUUCUCGCAACCCCGCCGUCGCAUUGGAAGCCGCCAAGGCGUCGGCCCGCAAAAAGUACACCCUUGCCGCCUUCUUCCUGUCCGUCUCCCUCGUCGCCUUCUGCGUCCAGACCGAGCUCUCGGCCUACAUCCAGCGCGACCUUGGCUGGGGCAAAGCCUACUGCAUGAUGUUCGUCACCCACUCGUCGUGGGUCAUCCUCUGGCCGGGCGCCCUCCUCGUCCUGCGGCUGCAGAAACGCGACCAGCCGUGGCCCCAGUUCUGGCGCAAGCACCUGCAGGUGGUGCUCUCGACCGUCACCAUGAUCCAGCUGCAGACCACCAACGUGACCCUUCCGAGCGUGGCGAGGCGUGGCAGGCCCGUCGCGUAUCUCGCCCGGAUGACUGCCUACAUCACCUCGGCCCUGACGGUUGCCGGCCUGAGCUGGUACGUUGCCGUCAGCCUGACGACGCCGUCCGACCUGACUGCCAUUUACAACUGCAGCGCCUUUUUCGCCUACGUCUUUUCGGUCCCCAUCCUCAAGGAGCCGCUCCGCAUGGACAAGUCCCUCUCGGUCCUGGUCGCCGUCAUGGGCGUGCUGGUCGUGGCGUACGGCGACACCGGGAGCUCCGACGGGGCAUCCGCCUCGGCUUCGGACUCCCACGACGACCCUGGCGGCGCCGCGCCCCGGCUCGCAGGCAACCUCAUCAUAGGCGCUGGGUCCGUCCUGUACGGCCUGUACGAGGUCCUCUACAAACGCUACGCCUGCCCGCCAGAGGGCGCCUCCGCCGUCCGCGGCACCAUCAUGGCCAACGUCUUUGGCUCCUGCAUCGGCUUCUUCACCCUGACGGUGCUGUGGAUGCCCCUCCCCAUCCUGCACUGGCUCAACAUUGAGCGCUUCGAGAUCCCCGCGGCCUCGACGUGCUGGCUCAUCCUGCUUGCCGUCCUGUCCAACGCCGUCUUCAGCGGAUGCUUCCUGGUCCUCAUCUCCCUCACCUCGCCCGUCCUGUCGUCCGUCGCCGCCCUGCUGACCAUCUUCAUCGUCGCCAUCGCCGACUGGACCCUGACAGGGCAGCCCUUGAGCUGGGCUGCCAUUUUCGGCGGGUCCAUGAUCAUCGUGGCCUUUGUGGCCUUGAGCUGGAGCACGUACAGAGAGAUGAUGGAACACGAGGCGCACAAGCUGGCGGUAGACUUGACGGAUGACGAGGCCGACUCCGACUUGGACCAUGAUUAG
Messenger RNA from Ustilaginoidea virens, 1476 nucleotides. RefSeq lists its product as uncharacterized. Lineage: Eukaryota; Fungi; Ascomycota; Sordariomycetes; Hypocreales; Clavicipitaceae. The record is from RefSeq and is a predicted model, not a curated record. The transcript has a single exon. Bases 1 to 1476 code for a protein of 491 amino acids.